Molecule: messenger RNA, 1380 nt
Organism: Bombyx mori (domestic silkworm)
Lineage: Eukaryota; Metazoa; Arthropoda; Insecta; Lepidoptera; Bombycidae
Exons: 2
Coding region: 1-1380 (459 amino acids)
Source: RefSeq, a predicted model, not a curated record
AUGCACACACAAGUCGAAGUUGAUCAGUUGCUACGUCAAUUUUGGGAGAUUGAUGAAUAUUCACCAAACGUGAAGCCUCUGUCAAAACUUGAAAUACAGUGUGAAGAGCAUUUUAAGAAAACUCACACUCGAAACACUGACGGUCGAUAUGAGGUUCGCCUACCCUUCAAGGACGAAGACGCUCCAAGUUUAGGCAACUCCAGACAACUUGCUUUGAAACGCUUACAUCAGAUGGAGAAUAAGUUUAAGCGAAGACCCGAGUUUCACGAAGAAUACAGCAAGUUCAUGAGACAAUAUGAGUCACUCGGUCACAUGGAGGUCGUCCCUGAAACAGAGAAGAUGAAUAGAGCUUAUUACCUACCACAUCAUGCUGUUCUUCGUGCCUCGAGCCUCACUACAAAGUUGCGCGUAGUAUUUGACGGAAGCGCUAAGCCUGUAGACGGAAACUCACUUAACGAUGAGUUACUCAUCGGCCCACCGCUGCAACAAGAUAUACGAGAUUUAGUAACACGGUGGAGACAACAUAAGUACUGCCUAGUAGCUGAUAUACAACACAUGUACCGACAGAUACUUAUUUCAAAGCAAGACACUGAUUACCAGAGAAUCUUGUGGCGCGAGUCAUCGGAAGAACCGAUUAGAGAAUAUCGGUUACUUACCGUCACAUAUGGCAGUUCAUGUGCUCCAUAUCUUGCUAUAAGGACACUUCAUCAACUUGCAGAGGACGAACGUGGAGAGUUUCCUGAAGCUGAACUUCUAAAAACUGAUCUCUAUAUGGACGAUUUGAUGACAGGCUCAUCUACAGAAGAAGACACUCAACGGCUUCAACGUCGCUUAACUGAACUGUUUAAACGUGGCGGUUUUCUUCUACACAAGUGGUCGUCUAAUAGUGAAAUAGUUUUAAAUGAGAUUCCCGAUUCGAUAAAAACAUUAAAAGGUUCAGUGAAUAUUAAAAUGGAUGAUUCGGUGAAAGCUCUGGGCAUAGCCUGGAAACCUCAAAGUGAUAUAUUUGAACUGGUAGUUAACUUACCUCAUGACAAUGACGUUGUUACAAAACGAAGUGUGCUAUCUGCGAUAGCAAAAACGUUUGACCCUCUGGGUUGGCUAGCACCUUGCGUGAUUGUGUUAAAAAUGUUUAUGCAGAAGUUGUGGCUGGCCGGCCUGGACUGGGACUCUGAACUUCCUGAAGACUUGAAAACUGAAUGGCAGAAUUACCUGACUAAUUUUGAACACAUGCAGGCCAUUCAGCUUCCACGUUGGCUAGGGAUUGCAAAUAAUGUCAAAAUUGAAUUGCACGGCUACUGUGACGCCUCUUGCGCCGCCUACGCUGCGGUUAUUUACAUCAGAGUCAUCACGGACAAUGAGAUAAAAAUUCCACAAUAG